Musa acuminata subsp. malaccensis (wild Malaysian banana) is the source of this 1691-nucleotide messenger RNA. RefSeq names its product transcription repressor OFP8-like. The record is from RefSeq and is a predicted model, not a curated record. NCBI's taxonomy places the organism in Eukaryota, Viridiplantae, Streptophyta, Magnoliopsida, Zingiberales, Musaceae. Gene Ontology annotation, biological process: negative regulation of DNA-templated transcription.
CAAAUGAAUUAAGAGCGAUACAACAUUCAACUGCUUUUGUUCUCCUAUAAAUGUAUUCUCGUCUUCCUUCUUUUUCGUGUUCUACUUGGGGGAGGAGGAAGACAGUACAUGUGAUAACAGAGAGUUUUUAGCUCACAGACGAAGCAAGAGUCAACAAUGGAGAAGUUCAACAAUAAAGGCAGCAGCGCCAAGCUGAAGCAUCGCCUCACUUGGAUGCUGCUCGGCUCCUCUUGCACCACCACCACUACCAUUGCAGAGGCCGCCCCUGAUCCCUGUACAGAUUUCCGCUACCGCAACAGCCGCCCCAGUCGUGCGACCGACGACCACCGCCCCCGCCGCGUCGACCCAGUCGGGCGUGUCAAGCCACUCUUUUUCUUGAUGAACAAGAAGGAGAAUGAUAAGGAAAAGAGGGCACUGAUCGAGUCUGUGAGUCCGUCUGAAGGUAAGCAGCGGACCAAGGAAGCCUCUGAGAGGAAGAAGAAGAAGAAGAAGAAGACGAAGAAGAAGAAGCAGAAGAAGGUGUUGUUCGAUGCUUAUGGAUUCACCAGCUCUUCUUCCUUGGACAGCGAGAACGAUCACGAUCUCUUCAGCAGUGAUGAAGAGGAGAAAGACGAGGACGAAUCAGGGACUCUGUUCUCAUCCAAGAGCUUCUCCACCGAAUCCUCUGAAUUCUACCACAGCAGCAGGAAGAAGAAGAAGAAGAAGAAGAACACGAGGAGAAAGAGCAUGAAGUCCACCCGGCGCCCGCCAAGGAGACGUGUGAAGCAUUCCCAAGAACCGCAGCCGCUGGUCUCCAUCUCAUCGUCCGAGAAGGAAACGAAGCCAGAGGCAGCGGCGUACAUUGCCGGGUUCCCGGUGGUGAAGCGAUCCACCGACCCUUACGGCGAUUUCAGGAGCUCAAUGGCGGAGAUGAUCGUGGAGCGCGGCAUGAGCAGAGCUCGCGACUUGGAGCGGCUCCUCCACGCUUACCUCCACCUCAACUCCCCUCGUCACUAUCAGGCCAUCCUCGAGGCGUUUUCCGAUGUAUGCGAAGCUAUCUUUGGCAAAUAGCUGAGCACUUGGAUCGACAGUGUAGAUUACAGUGUUCAUAUCGUUGUUCCACAUCAACAGUCUAACGCCCUUAUCGCUACCUGCACUCUAAUUGAAGCUCGAUCCUGCUCUGUUCUCUCUGGAUUUGUAGAUGUCAGCUCACUAUCUACUGUACUUAAGGAACCAUAAUCACACAUCCAUGUUCCAUGGGAGAACUCAAAUUACAUGAGGCAAUUAUCACCUUCAUGACCUCCUUUUAUUUCUCUGUCAUUGUGUUUACAUGAUAUCAAGCUACUGUGUUGGCCAUUGUAACCACACUGUGACAUUUAUGUUGAGAUGAACGAAGCUUAGAUUCCAUGCUGCUGCUAUACGUGACCCCAACCACAUUGAAAUCAAGGUCUAAAAUGUGACCAAAUGGAAGCCAAAUCUGGAUUCAAUUGUCCUUCCGGUAUCGCACCUCAGUGACUACACCUCGUGGGUGUGGAUUCUCUUGUCGGCAGCCGCAUAGGAUUCAGGGUUUUCUCGAGCACAAGAUUGAGCUGAUCUUGGUCGUCCAAGCUGUUUGGGACCGAACACAUGAGCUGCACUGUUAGGGUUCUUCUCGAAAUCGAGGCCUUGGAUCCUUCUCUUCUUCCUCGUCGUGGAAGCACGCCAUUUUACGU